Molecule: messenger RNA, 2865 nt
Organism: Monopterus albus (swamp eel)
Lineage: Eukaryota; Metazoa; Chordata; Actinopteri; Synbranchiformes; Synbranchidae
Gene: lrrc53
Product: leucine rich repeat containing 53
Exons: 4
Coding region: 829-2865 (678 amino acids)
Source: RefSeq, a predicted model, not a curated record
ACAGCUUUAAUUAAACAUUUGAAUUAGCUUCAAGAAAAGGGGUGCUGUCCUUCCAGUGAAAAAAUAAAUCUUACAUCUUUUUUUUUUCAGGUAGAAUCACUUAUAGACGGGUGUUAUCAGAACAUUUCAAAGUCUACUUAUGAUGAAUUUGAAAGUUUGAUCAAUUGUCCAGGUCUAAGUCAUACCAUCCAUAUAUUAGUGCUCAGUAACGGGUCCUUCCGAAACUUGCCUUUCUCAAACAUCUCAGUGCUGGACCAUGACCUCCUUACCGGCCAGGCCCUAAGGGGGACAGUUCUCACCAUCUAAUCCAGGGAGAUGUUCUUGCCCUGGCCAACAGCAUAGGCAUGGAGCAUGUUCCCAGGGGGAAAAAAAACAUCCUGGGAAGAAUUUUAAAUGCACUAUUUUUAGCUGGUUAUUGUAAGUUUGAUUUAAAGAAUGUGGUUGAUCCAGUGGGUAAAGUAUUAAAUUAACAGCCAUAAUGAAUGACAGCCACACAGUAUAUAUGGACGUUUUGCAGACCUUCUUCAGUCCUCUUCUUGUGUCGAGGACAUAUACUAUACCAUAUACAUUAAUGAUUUUGAGUGCACUGUGAGGCUAAAAAGCACUUUUCCCUAUAUGCAGUUCUCUGUUGUUUUGCAGAUCAGUGCUGGCUGACUUAAAAGUACUACAGUCCUGCAGAUCCUCACAUUGAAGGGAAUCUGGUCACCAGUUUACAUUCUGGUGCAUUUCCUUUGAAUGACCUCAGAGAUCUGAAGAUUCUGGAGGUGUUUGUCAGAUAACCUGAUCAUCUGGAUAGAAAUACUAUAGGUCCUCCAUAACGGUCAUAGGAUGGUGUCUGUGAGCGCUGACACAGCUGCGUUGGCUGUAACCAUGGUGCUUUUGCUGACUGAGGCCACCUGUGUCCCAUUAAGUCAGAAUGUCACAGUGCAGACAGAGACAAGAGGCAGCAUAACGCCACAACUGUACACUCAAGAUCUGGCCAUCACAGCAGUCAUGUGCUUUAUUGGUGGUGUUGGCCUUACCCUGCUGGUUCUCCUGAUUUACUAUCAAGUGUUUCACAGGAAGACACUAAAAAAAUGUAAAAGACAGAAAGACAAAGAGGAGAGAAUCAGCAAAACGCUCAACCACCAUGUCAGUCACCUAGAGGAGAAGAGGAGAAAUGUUUUAUUGCACGCCAGUAACAGUCAGCCACGAGACAGGGAAGCCAUGAUGUUGGACACAGCAUUAGAAAAUCCCAGUGGCCAGUUUUGGUCCAGUGUGGAUGAGGCUGGGAGCCAUUUUAGGUGCCCAGACUGUAGCGCCAGAGGAGAAAGAGGGGUGGGGCCAAACCUGAUGAGAUGGAACAACAACAGGAUAAACAGAGAGAUGGAGGUGGAGGAGGAAAGAGAGAAUAGGAGAAUAAGAAUAAUAGAGGAAGACAGGAGAAAGCCUGGGAUUCAGCUGGGAACCCUGAGCAGGGACAUUCCUAACAAGUUUCAUUUGUUUGGCACCUCCAAUUCCUACUCUCCACAGAAAGAAACCUUAAUUGAGAGACCAGAGACCCUGCCCGCUUAUGAGACAAGCAGAGACAUGAACAGCUACAGGACCUAUGUGGAAGGUAAGAGCAGAGGAUAUGAGACUCUACACUGUGAGAGCUGCCACAGGACCUACAGACUACCAGAACAGGCCAUGAGACAAGAGAGGAGUCUGAGAGAUUCUGCUCUAUUUGACCUCAAGAAUGUCAGCUACAACCAUUCUGACCUGAUAAAGGACACAGAGUUAAGAAGAGAAUCAAGAAAUGUAACAUUCGAUCUAAGUUCAAGAAUCCUGGAGCAAAGAAACAUUAGAGAGGAGGAGGCAAGGAGCUCCAGAGACAAAGACAAAGGAAGAGAAAGGAGACAUAAAGCUAAAAUCCAGGCUGGUCGGCUGCUGAAGGUUAAACUAAACCUAAACCCACUACGAAAAAGCAAAGUCCAUCCUAAGAGGAAACAUGAGGACAAUUUGAAGAAAAGUCAUGAGAAAAGGCAGAGUGGAAAAGAAAGAAGAGAGAAGGAAGAGAAAGUAAACACUGGCAAGAAAACAAGGGGUGAGAAAAUGAAGAAAUCUACCAAGAAUACAGAAGACAGAGAAGGAAAAGGUGAGCGGGAAAGUACGGCAGCUGACCAGGGCAAGACUACACACCCAGACAAGUCCCAGUCUGAUGAUACCACCAAUACUGCUGGUCAGUCAGCCUCUGCUAUAGCCAUAGGACAGAUACACAACUUACUGGGUCAGGCUACUGCAUCAGUUCUGACCGGUCCUAAGCCUUCCUCCAUGCAUCCCUUCUCCCUCUCUACCAUAGAUAGGAAUCAUACUACGAACCUGUCUCUGCUGGGCUCAGCUGGCUCACAGCUGACUGGCAGCAGCCUAUCGCUUCAAGGAGGGAAUAUUCUACUCAGCACAGGGACCCCUGGACAUAACACACUGUUCCCUACUGGUCCAGCUAAUGCUGUUGCAUCUAGCAUUGGGCCAAACUUGGCUGCCAGUGGCCCUCUAAUAGAAAAUCUGUCAAACACUAACAGCCAGACAGAGACCGAGCAUGUACCCGGUGGGUCAACAGUUAACAUGCUAGCUGGGGGUGCAGCUCUAGCUGAAGGACCAGGAGUGGUGGUGUCAGGAGACAGCGUGCAAGCAGAUGUGUCUGUGUCUGUGUCAGGUGUCUCUGCACCCAUUAUGUCUACACAGAGUGACUCCUCCACAGAAGGUGCUGCUGGAGCUCCUGCACUGCUGCACCAGGAGUAUCUGUCAGAGGAGGAAGGCUCCAAUCCCAGGAGGAAGCUGAGGUUGGUGCUCCCUGAGAAGACAUCCAGCCAUCCACCCACCGCACUGGAGAGGAAAAUACUCUAG